CCCUCUUCCACCUUGUGUCCCACUUCUACGACCCGGAGUAUAAUGUGGUGCGGGUAGCCCACCACUCCUUCGUCCGCGGGUGGCGCACGGGUUCCAUUGUCCUGUGGGUGUGGAUAUGUGGCUUGUCCAUGUUCCUAACCUAUGACACGAGCACUAACCCGAUGACUCUUCUCAUGAACACGUUCCAGGAGCUGGCCAUGAACGACUCUACCUACGCCACUCGGUUUGCCUGUUGGUCAUUCGCCUGGUGGAAGAAACAUCAUACGAAAGACCACAACAUCUUUGUGGCGCUGUGGUCGGAGUCCUGCCUUGCAGUGGUUGCUCUGGAGAAGACCGCGGUUGAGCGCUUCUGGUGGCUCGUCUACGGAUCGCCGGCAUUCCUUCAGAUGGCCUGGACCUCUGCUCGUCUUGCCUGGACUAACGGUUAUAACGUGUCCUGCGUCCCUGCGUCCUUCUUUCGCGCUUAUGUCCUCGUGCCCAUUGCGAUCGUUCUCUGCGCACUGUAUGGAUAUCUCCAUUCCAUUCUCAUCCAGCCAGUCUGGGACGUCAUCUGCGGUUUCGUCUCCUCCGUCGCCACCAGUUUCUAUCCACGUAUAUGGGUCUACAAGAUGUAUCUGGUCUGGUCUUGGAGAUUUCAUAACCACGCGGAGUACCGCUUCACACGCUCUGAACUCAGAAAGGCCGCGACCAUGUCCCCGACAGAGCUCAAGCAAAAGAUGGAACUCGCAAACAUCCAGUCAGUUUGGUUGAACAAGUUCUCCCACACGGAAGUCGUCGGGCUCGCAAGAAAGACCAUCGAGUACCGCACGACCAUCCUCGAGCUGCUCAAAGACGUCAACUGGUGCCGCAAAGUAAUCGACUCGCUCAUGAACUACCGCCACAACGAAAAGAUGUUCCAGCACGCGCAACAAUCCAAAUCGGGGAACAAGUUCAAAUACCCAACCUACUACCCAGCCGACAUACUCGAAUUCGAAGAACCCUACUACUCCAACACGCUUAUAUUCACCGCCGAAGCAGACCCCGUGUCAGGCCUAUACUACACAGAAGCGCGCCGCACGCGUCCCCUCUUCAGCCUCAAGAAGACCUUCACAAGCACAAACAAAUGGUCCUACUACGACGUCAAGCACAACGGCUUCAAGCUCUUCGCCCACGCAUCCUGGUUCACGAACUACAUGCACAUGCCCGGCUGCUUCAGCCUGUUCGAGCACGACCCCUGGGCCCUGAAGGCAAACUUCCCAGGCAUCCACCUGCCGGAGUACAAGGCGCAUGAAGAUCCUAUCGACCUGACGAACCGACGCCCAGUUGUAGCGGAGCCGCUGAGAAAGUGGGGCAGGCUGAUUGAGGACGUUGCUGAGAAGGGCAGGCUGGUGAAUUGGCAGGUGGAGAGGCUGAGGCCGCUGGAGAAGAAGACCGUGCGUUGGGGUCAGUACAGUGAGGUGAGGGAGUUUUCAACGAUGAACUCGGAGUCAGAGAGUGUUUCGCAGAUGCGGCGAGUGCCUGGUCCCCGGAAGCGAUUCAGCUGAGGUGGGAUGCAAGAGGAGGAAUGGGUUGGAAUGAAUGGACACGGAACUUUCAUAUUUGUUAUAUGCUUGUA
This is a messenger RNA of Dothidotthia symphoricarpi CBS 119687, 1594 nucleotides long. RefSeq lists its product as uncharacterized. Bases 129 to 1523 code for a protein of 464 amino acids. The transcript has 2 exons. The record is from RefSeq and is a predicted model, not a curated record. Lineage: Eukaryota; Fungi; Ascomycota; Dothideomycetes; Pleosporales; Dothidotthiaceae.